Messenger RNA from Staurois parvus, 216 nucleotides. Lineage: Eukaryota; Metazoa; Chordata; Amphibia; Anura; Ranidae. The record is from the annotation of a GenBank genome assembly.
UGCCCCAUCAUUGGUGUCAGUGGGAGGAAUAGUAUCCCAUCAUUGGUGUCAGUGGGGGAAGGAAUAGUGUUCCAUCAUUGGUGUCUGUGGGGGGGGAAUAGUGCCCCAUCAUUGGUGUCAGUGGGUGGAGGAAUAGUGCCCCAUCGUUGGUGUCAGUGGGUGGAGGAAUAGUGCCCCAUCGUUGGUGUCAGUGGUGGAGGAAUAGUGCCCCAUCGU